Messenger RNA from Sodiomyces alkalinus F11, 3150 nucleotides. RefSeq lists its product as hypothetical. The record is from RefSeq and is a predicted model, not a curated record. Gene Ontology annotation, molecular function: DNA-binding transcription activator activity, RNA polymerase II-specific; RNA polymerase II cis-regulatory region sequence-specific DNA binding. The transcript has 6 exons. NCBI's taxonomy places the organism in Eukaryota, Fungi, Ascomycota, Sordariomycetes, Glomerellales, Plectosphaerellaceae. Gene Ontology annotation, biological process: regulation of transcription by RNA polymerase II. Gene Ontology annotation, cellular component: nucleus. The coding region runs from base 264 to 2873 and encodes 869 amino acids.
GUGGAGGUCUCGAGGACUUGGCUUUGGCUUGUGGCUCAUUUAUUUCCCGCACCUCACGAGACGAGCCGAGCCGUCUUCUGGCAUACAUUGGCUCUUCCAGUCUUUCUUGUCGUACUAUGCCAAAAUAUCCCACAAUUCUUCCUCAUCCCAGAAUUACUGUAAAACAAGGUCUUUGGCCCACGCCUAUGACGCAUCGCCUUAACUGGGAUUCAUCCGUCUCUUCCCAGCGCUCUCCAUAGACUCAGUUUUUGCGGACCCUGUGUAUGGACUUCUACUUCAAAUCGUGCAACCGACCUCCCUCCGCCAUGGAGCCACCCGGCGUGCAGAGGCCACCGUCGAACAACUUCGAUGCGCCUGUCCACAACUGGCCCCCGGCAUACAACCUGUUCAAUUUCUACCAAGCGCCUCCCGAUGCCGACCCUUGGGUGCCCAAAGGCGUCAUUCCGGAGCGCCAUCAUGGUCGCGAGAAGCCCGGAGCUAUUGCCUCCCGCGAGGCAGGCCCGUCCCUCUCCGGAUGGCGAAGUGCCGCUCCCUCCGAAUGCGAUACCAUGCCUCUGGUGCCUGCACCGUCUGACUCGGGCUACGAGACCCGCGAGAGCUUGUCUCUCUUCGAGGGCAUGGACCGGAGCCAGGACACCCAGAGCAUCACUGGCCAGAUGGUGGACUACCACCCGUUUGCGGGCCUCUCUUCGGACUCCUUGUCCCGUGACAUGAACAUGAACUUGCACGCCAACAGUUGGCCUCACCCUGCAGGCUCAGCCGGCCUAGAUUGUCAAAGCGUUGCUCCCCGCAAUGAGCUCAUUUGUCUUGUGUGUCGGAAAACGGUCAAAACCAAGUCUCAACUCGCAAAACAUCACCAACGACACAGCAAGCCGCACAAGUGCGACGUUCCAGGCUGCCCUCGCCAGGAGGGCUUCAGCACGUUGAAUGACUUGGAUCGCCACAAGCGAAGCCUGCAUCCCGACUUGGCCACCGCAGGCCCACGAUAUCGUUGCCACCUUGAUCAAUGUCAAAACAAAGAUAAGCUCUGGCCGAGAGCUGAUAACUUUCGCUCUCAUCUCAAACGUGUUCACGCCAUAGUUCUGAGUCCAGAUGAGGAUCUGAUUGGAUUUGUUGUUCCAUCUGCCUCCUGUACUCCCAUCGUGCUGCCCCUUAACCAAUCCAACCUCGAGGGCGUUGGUUCCGCCAUGGAGUCGAGCUAUCUUGAGUCCACUACACUUUUGAACCCCACACUUUCUCUUGAUCCCAGGUCACAGAACCUUGCUAUGUCACAUGUUUCGUCUCAGGAAGCCGGCCCAUGGGCCGACUCACAACCUCCUCAAUUGGCGCCGACGGUCACGGUCUCGGACAUAUCUCGACCUGUGUAUGUCAAUCAGGAUAAACCCCAGUCUGUUUCUGGCCCAGUCUCCGAGCUUCCAGACAUGGCUUUGUGUGCGUCUUUUGGCUCAUCACCACCUCGCGCCCCCGGGACUGGCUAUGUGGUUUCGGCGCGAGCAGCUGAGUGCUAUACAUCGAGCCAGUAUGGGGGUGAAGGCGAUGGAAUAACCAGUGGCCACAUGUUCAUUUCGGAACCGAAAGAAAAGGAAAACGUCGAAACAACGGAAGGUGACGACGAAAGCCAAGAUGACGAUUCCCAGCAUCAGUCGCCUGCUGGCUCCAAUCAAUGCGACCCUGUAGACCAAGAGAAUUCAGGUUCGGCCGUGUUCGAACGAUGCACCACUCUCUCGAACCCAGCACCCCCUGCUACGACAAGAAGGGCAGGAACAGAGACGCCCAGCGAGAUGGACAUGGACGAUCGAGCACUGUGGGCCUUGUUGCAGAAGGUUCCCAAACGCUUGCUUGAGAAAUUCGUGCAAGAAUCCGGAGCACAUCCUGUCAGGGAUUCACCCGCCUCAACCGCACCGGCUAAAGCCUCGCUACCCACAUGCUCUACCUGUCACAAAACCUUUGCGCGGCAGUGUGAGCUCAGGAAACACCAGAGGAGGCACGAUAAGCCAUACGGCUGCACAUUUCCCAACUGCCACAAGAAGUUCGGGAGUAAAAACGACUGGAAGCGGCAUGAGAACAGUCAGCAUUAUCAACACGAAGUGUGGGGAUGCAAUGAACAGUCCGCAACGUCCCCCGACACACGGUGCGGCAAGGUCUUCCCCCGCCGCGCGCUGUUGAGGCAGCACCUGCAGACGUCUCACUGCGCGGCAGCGGGAGGACCCCUGGCGGAAAAGGAACUCGACGAAUGCCGCGUGGACCAGAAUGGGGAACCGAGGUUCUGGUGCGGUUUCUGCUCUCAGAUGGUGGACACCAACCAGCAAGGGCUGCAUUCUUGGGCUGAACGCUUCAACCACAUCGACGACCACAUCUCCGGGCGGAACGACUUGGCCAAGAAGACGAUGGCAGAGUGGAAGAGCAUUGAACCCGAUAUGGACGCGCUCGAUGUAGCUCUCCUCAGCCCGCCUCUUAUGAGGCCAGUGGAGAGGAGUUAUGGUGACGCCACCCCAGUCCAGGCAGAAGAGGAGUUGCCCCAGUCUUACCCGAAAACCCCCGGGAAGCGAAAGCCCCAUGACGAUGAGGGGGCAGAGGAGUUCCAACCGAAACGGACGAGGAGAGAAGGGAAUCUGAUGUGGACCUGCGUGAGUUCCCAACCGCAACCACACUACUGGGGCAGCGAUUCGUGCUUACAUUGGGGGAUAAACAGUGCCAUUGCUCGAUGGAAUACAACGCGGAAUUCGACUCUCUUUGCGUGUCUACGGACGGAUGCAAGCAUAGACGGUGCUGUAACUGUACCAUGGUCGAAAUCAAGCACGGGUACCGAUUCAAGGGGCACGUUUUUACGAAUGGAUGACAUGACCCUUGGGAACGUUAAGGGACUAGCGUAGUAGGCGUUUAGGACAGCUUGGGUUACAUGUAUGAGAAAAUAUCAUGCAAUAGAGAUAAGGAAGAACAGAGAGAGGAGUGUGUGUGUGGAAGAGAUGCUCAUUUCCCAUACAUGGCCGUUAUGUACGAUUCACCGCCCACGGACCCGGUUCAUGGCUCUGGAGCGAUGCCACGCAUCGGGCAUGAUCCAAGCAUACAGGUACGCGUAGCCAGUUAGGUACUCGGGCUCGAGCGUAAACAAAAAAAACAGAGGAUACAUAUUCGGACAUAAGCCGGGAC